UUACAUGUACGGUGAUUGAGGGAAAGCAGCCUGGUUGGAUGAGGAUGUCCUGACAGAUCCAACGGCUAGAGUCUUUCCUACUCUAAUAACUUUUUCUGUAUAUUGUUAUUUUAUGUUCGCCCCGAGAUAUAAGGUGUCACAAUUCAAAGAAACCAAAAUGAAAACCCCCUGAUCGCGCUCAUGUCAACCUCCACUCCUCCACCACCACCACCAACAACCCAGGACCCAAACCUAAUUUCUCAACGGCCCAACCCACCUGUUCCCCUAUCCUCCAACGCCGAUUUGCCACCCGACCCGCUACUAAAGUCCGGAUUCUUCAUCAGUGACGAUUCCCCAACCCCCACCCCUACCCCUACUUCUACUCCAACCCCCACCACCACCACCACCACUACCCCCACUGCCACCGCCACCGAUGCCGGCUCCACAACCAGUGCUCAUACUCCAAAUAACAAAUCACCUAAGCAAGCUACGUCGAAUGGAUCAGAGUCCCAGAGUACGCAGCCAAAGCGCCGGCCAGCUACAGAGGCGGGGCCGGAGACGUUGGAAUGGUUGCCGGCCAGUUGGUUUAUUGAAGAUAGGGUUAGGACUUCCGGAGCCACAGCUGGAGUCAUUGAUAGGUAUUAUUUUGACCCAGCCUCAGGCCGUCAAUUCAGAUCAAAAAAGGAGGUGCUUUACUUUUUGGAAACUGGAACACCACGUAAAAAGAAGAAAGGAUCAGAGAGUUCCAAUGCUGAUGUGGAUUCUAUGGGAAGCCAUGGGAGCAAUAAGCAGAAGUCUGGCACAAAAGGCAAGAGCGCACCUGUGCCCACACCUGCACCCGCACCCACAAACUUUGAUUAUUCCAAUGCACCUGAAAAGAUACAAUGGGUGCUGACAAAGUCUUCUGAAGAUACCUGGACUCCUUUCAUCGGUAAAGACAAGGUGCCUGAAAGUACUAAACGAGAAUGGGCUGUUGCAUUCAAGUUCCUAACAACCAGCAGUGGUGGUAACAAAAUGUCUUGAAUGUAUUUUCGCCCAACCUUGUUGUGCAUUCUAGGCAUGAUCUCAUAGCAGUUUUUGGAUAUAUUCUCUCAAUCUUUGCUAUUAUUGCUUGAUAGACCACUUGUGGUUAGUUUAUAUCACAGACUUGCUCAACUGAUCAACUAAUUAUCAUUUGUUUUUUGGCCAAAAAUAUCGGAGAUUGUAAUAUAUAGGGCUUCAAUUAUUGUUUUACAUUAGUUGGGUUCCUUUGUUUGCUGUUUCAUUUGUAAGUGAGAUCCAAUUGUAUUAGCUUCACCUUCUUUAGAACUCAUAAUUUGCUCUUUAGAAGUUUGUGUUUUGAAUAUGAAUGGGAUAUUAUUCUCA
Molecule: messenger RNA, 1344 nt
Organism: Mangifera indica (mango)
Lineage: Eukaryota; Viridiplantae; Streptophyta; Magnoliopsida; Sapindales; Anacardiaceae
Product: methyl-CpG-binding domain-containing protein 5-like
Exons: 3
Coding region: 181-1002 (273 amino acids)
Molecular function (GO): DNA binding
Source: RefSeq, a predicted model, not a curated record